UAUAAAACGAUUUUUUUUUUUGAAACGCGAAAAGAAAGCAGAUUCAAAGUUGUAUACGGUUUUGGAUUUGUUCUUGCUGAAAAAGCAGAGAACUCGAUGUUAAAUCGAAAUGCCGAGCAUUAGAGCCCCUGCUACGAAGAAAGCAACAACUCUAACGGUUGCCGUGAAAUGCAGACCGUUAGCGGAGAAGGAACGUGGCCGCGACAUUGUUCGAGUGAUCGACCACAAGAAGGUGCUUGUUUUAGAUCCCGACCUGUCAAAGGAUUACCUUGAACGCAUACAGAAUCGAACCAAGGAGAAGAAGUACAGUUUCGAUUACGCAUUUGGUCCCGAUUCUACAAAUUUGGAUGUUUACACAAAAAGCAUAUCUUCUGUAAUUUCUGGGGUUGUUCAAGGCCUCAAUGCAACUGUCUUUGCAUAUGGUUCAACUGGAAGUGGUAAAACCUACACAAUGGCGGGGACCAAAGAUGAUCCAGGACUCAUGGUUCUCAGUCUGCACAGAAUUUUUGAUCUAAUCCAAAGGGAAAAGAGCUCUGAUGAAUUUGAAGUUACGUGUUCCUAUCUUGAAGUCUAUAAUGAGGUCAUCUACGAUUUGCUUGAGAAGUCAUCUGGCCAUUUGGAAUUGAGAGAGGAUCCAGAACAAGGAAUAACUGUGGCUGGAUUAAGAUGUAUCAAGGUUCACUCAGCUGAUAAGAUCCUUGAACUCUUAAACCUUGGAAAUAGUCGAAGGAAAACUGAAAGCACAGAGGCUAAUGUAACAUCCUCUCGGUCACAUGCAGUUUUGGAGAUAAUUGUAAAAAGAAAACAGAAGAACAAGUAUAGGAAUCAAGUAAUGCGGGGAAAACUUGCGCUUGUGGAUCUUGCUGGCAGUGAAAGGGCUUCUGAAACAAAUAAUGGAGGCCAGAAGUUAAGAGAUGGAGCUAAUAUCAAUCGUUCACUUCUAGCUUUAGCAAAUUGCAUUAAUGCUCUUGGGAACCAGCACAAGAAGGGUCUUGCUUAUGUUCCUUACCGAAAUAGCAAAUUGACGCGAAUUCUGAAAGAUGGUUUGAGUGGUAAUUCUCAAACUGUCAUGGUUGCUAGUAUAUCUCCUGCGGACAGUCAGUAUCAUCACACUGUUAAUACCUUGAAAUAUGCAGACCGAGCAAAAGAAAUAAAGACGCACAUCCAGAAAAAUAUUGGUACAAUUGAUACCCAUGUUUCAGACUACCAGAGGAUGAUUGACAGUCUUCAGAUUGAGGUUUGCCGGUUGAAGAAAGAACUAGCUGAAAAGGAAUCACAACUAAGCAUCAAACCUGCUGAGAAAGCUGUUGACGAUGAGCUAUCUUGGUUGAAUACUUUGAGCCAUGAAACCAGUGAAAAUGUUCAAGAAAGGAUAAACUUACAGAAGGCACUGUAUGAACUUGAGGAAACUAACCUUCGUAACCGUACCGAACUCCAACAUCUUGAUGAUGCCAUUGCAAAACAACAGGCUAUUGAAAAAGAUGGAUCCGCUGUUGAGGCUUUGAGAGCAAGGCGGCAAGUCAUUCUAGAUAAUAUUCGUGACAAUGAUGAAGCUGGUGUUAACUACCAGAAGGAAAUUGAAUCCAAUGAGAAGCAUCGAUGCCAGCUCCAAGAUAUGAUUGAGGAGGCCAUUAGUAAUAAUGGAAAUAAAACAUACUUGCGGAUUCUUAGUCAAUACAGGCUCUUGGGAAUGGCUAAUACGGAGCUUCAAUUUGAAAUGGCAAUGAGGGAUCAAGUCAUCCACAACCAACGGGAAAUGGUAAGAAACAUGUGGGACUUGCUCAUGGGGCUAGGACUCGACGAAAGACGGAUAUUGGACCUUGCCGCCAAGAAGGGUAUAACAAUAGAGGACUGGACUAUGAAACCACAUCUUGGUCUUUCAACAAUAAAGCGGUCAUCAGAAUUAGCUUUUGGCAGAAGUAGUCUAUCUGGAUAUUUCCCUGGCAUGGGCCUUUCAUAUUCUAGGCAAUCUUGUGUCUUUGAACGGUGUCAAGAUUCUGGCUCAAGGUCAAUGCUCAAGGAAGGUGACGAACCAACUCAUGCUUUUUGUAGAGAGGAGCAUCAUAGUUCCUACUUUGUGGUAUCUCAUGAUCACUCCCCUUCAGCAUAUAUGAAUACGAGGAAGAGUAGUGAGCAUUGGGUUGGUGGCAGGUCAAAUUUAUGUUUUAGUUCUCCUGAUAAACAUCCUCAAGAUUUGCGGAAGUCGUGUCCAGAGAUGAGAAUUCAUUCUUCACCUUACAGUGAAAGCUGCAUAUCUGCUUCCGCUCUCACUGCUGCCAAUUUUGGCAAGCAAUAUAUGGAUGGAUGGAAUAGUACUUUGAGGCAAGAAAUGUUCAACGGUCCGCAUGCUGUCACGAGCAGUGGUCAAGGUAGAAUGGUUAACCACGGAGCAACAGCUCGAUGUUUGUUUGGAUACAACAGGCCAUUGGAGCAAGGUUCUGGAAUUGUAAACUCUAGUUUCAUUGUCCCAAGUACUGAAUGCUCAAAUCCUCCAGAAUUUUCCAACAUGUCUCCCUUUGCUCCCGCAACGACAGUUUCAUUCGGUUCCCGCAACUCUAGCCCCAAUGGUAAUCCUCCGAUUCCUCACGGUUUUGUAUAGGCUUAUCCAUUCGCCGCCAUUUUCUUUCCCCACUUUUCGUACCGUCUUUCGAGUUCUAUUCCCCUUUCUGAUUUACUCUCUAGAAUGUACAUAGGUGUAGUGGUAGUAGUUUCAGAGAAUCUCUACUCAGCCAAAAAGCUGGAGUCUCUGCAUUUGUAGGUUUACACGGCUGGUGAUUUCUUUGUAUAGCGAAGGAGGAUGAGAAAGUUGGGUUUUUGGAUAGGAGAAGGGUGUUUUGGCUUAGUCACUCAGUUGUCAACACACGGAAUGUGGCUAGUUCUGUUGUUGUACAUAUUGUGAUGAUCAAAACUGUGUAGAAAUGUCCUAUAGUGCUCAAUUUCACUGCUAUGCAAGCAAUUGUCAAGAUUUUUUUUUUCUUUCUUUUUGUAUAGUUGUUUUUCUUUCGGGAUUUACCUUCUUUUAUA
Molecule: messenger RNA, 3024 nt
Organism: Morus notabilis
Lineage: Eukaryota; Viridiplantae; Streptophyta; Magnoliopsida; Rosales; Moraceae
Product: kinesin-like protein KIN-8B
Exons: 15
Coding region: 110-2599 (829 amino acids)
Biological process (GO): microtubule-based movement
Molecular function (GO): ATP binding; microtubule motor activity; microtubule binding
Source: RefSeq, a predicted model, not a curated record